AUGCUCUCACGUGUUGCUGCUGUGAAGGCACCCCGCACAGACUACCGUCGCCGCGUGGCCGGAUCCAGCGGAAGGAGGAGGGAGGGAAGAGAGAGUGAGUGGCAGAGGCCCAACAUGUCCCGGCGUGCGUUUACUUCCGCGGUGCUGCUGCUCCUCGUCGUGAUGAUGUGCUGCGGCACCGGUGGAGCCGCAUCCAGUCAGGACGUGCCGUCAGGCAAGGGAUCUUCACCGAAAACACAGUUUGUUUGGGAGGAUGGGAAAAAGGGAGAAACAGUGAGUUCGCUUCGUGUUCCCGGUCUUGUUGAGAUAGAUGGCGAAGUAUUUGCCGUUGCCGAGGCGCAGUUGAAGGGUGAAAGCGAUUUUAAUGGGAUUGCCUCGGAGCUUUUGGCGUUGACUGAUAAAGCAUCAAAAGAAUUGGUUAAAGCUCAAAUGAGGACACAAGUGCUGGUGGAAUGUUCUUCCGACAAGGAGAAUUGUGCUUCCCGUGAAGCUGCUUUGGCUGUUUCUCAGAGUGAGAAGAAAGUACGUGUGAGGCAGCCAACAACAGUUGUGAAGGAAAUUGAUAUUUACAUGCUUGUUGGAAAACACAGCCGUACCGAUGCCACUGGUGAUCAGGCAGCCGACUGGAGACUUUUGCUGGCGAAGGGGAAUGUCAGUAGUGAAGCCGGCAACAAAAAAAUCUAUUGGAAGGAAACUGACGGUGUACCGUGCAAUCUAGGCGACCAACAAAACUCAUUGAAACGUCUGAUUGGCGGCGGUGGAUCGGGUGUUAAGAUGAAGGACGGUACGCUUGUAUUCCCAGUGGAAGGCACGAAAAAGGAUGGCACUGGAAGUGAUGGAAAGACCGUUUCGCUGAUCAUAUACUCCUCGGAUACUCCGAGCUGCACACUGUCGAAGGAUGUGCCUGACGGUGGCUGCACUGAUCCCUCCGUCGUGGAGUGGAAGGACAAACUCAUGAUGAUGACUGCGUGUGAUGGUGGCCCUCGCAGGGUGUACGAGUCCGGUGACAAGGGGGAUUCGUGGACGGAGGCGCUCGGGACACUCUCGCGCGUGUGGGGCAACAAACACGAGGGAAAUGUGAAGGGCGUUGGAAGCGGGUUCAUCACAGCGAGGAUUGAGGAAAGGGAAGUGAUGCUCGUCACUCUGCCGGUGUAUGCCAAGACUGAGAGCGAAGAAAAGGAAAAGGAAAAGGAAAAGGGUGAACUCCAUCUUUGGCUGACGGACAAUACGCACAUUGUUGAUAUUGGGCCGGUAUCUGUGGAAGGAGAUGAUGUUGCCGCCAGCUCCCUGUUGUACAAAAGCAGUAAAAGUGGUAAUGAGAAGGAGGAGUUGAUUGCACUGUACGAGAAGAAGGACGAAGGGGAUACGCCAUCACUCGGUAUGGUCUCUGUGAUUCUGACUGAGCAGCUGCAGCGGGUGAAGGAGGUGUUGAAGACCUGGAAGGAAGUGGACGAACGUGUCUCCAAGCUGUGCAUCAAUUCACUUGCUCAGAAGGAUCCCUCAGCUGACACUGCCUGCAGCGCUGCCAUGCCGACGGCUGGGCUGGUUGGCUUUUUAUCCGGCAGCUUCUCUGAGAGCACAUGGAGGGAUGAGUACCUCGGGGUGAACGCCACAGUAACUGGUGCAGCAGCAAAGGCAGAGCCUUCCGAUGGUGUGAAGUUCACAGGGCGUGGCGCAGGGGCGGAGUGGCCUGUUGGCGCGCAGGGGGAGAAUCAGCUGUACCACUUUGCGAACUACAACUUCACUCUUGUGGCGACGGUGUCCAUCGACAAGGUGCCGGAGGAGGGUUCUCAGAUUCCCGUGAUGGGUGUGCGUGCAGGCAGUGACGAUGAGAAUACAGAGAAUUCCGUACUUUUUGGACUGUCGUACAACAAUGAAAAGAAGUGGAAGCUACUGUGCGGUGGCGCAACGACAAAGGAGCUCAGCAGCAUUGGGGAACCGGGGACAACACACCACGUGGUAAUUUUGCUACGGAACGGCAACCAGGGCACCGCGUACGUCGAUGGUCAGCGUGUGGGUGUGGGUGCGCAAUGUGAAUUGGGAAGCACGGAAUCCCAAGAGAUUUCACACUUCUACAUUGGAGGCGAUGGAGUCAAUGCAGAGAACACAGCGGGUGACGAAGACGUGUCUGUGACGGUGUCGAACGUCCUGCUUUACAACCGUCCGUUGGCAUCCGAAGAGAUUGCGGAGCUUGCCAAAAAUAAAAUUACUAUUCCGAAGCCGGAAGAACCGAAGAAAUUGACGACACCUCCUCGUUCACCAGCGGUAAGUGGAUCAGGUGUGGAGGUAGCCGUGUCUCAGUCAAAUUCUGCCGGGCAACGGCAAUCGGAACACGAACCGUUGACGGCGAAUAUUGGUGCUGGCAGUGUAUCCGGUGCGGCUUCAAUUGCUACGACUGCCUCGUCUGAAGCCGACCAAGCGGUAGUGACAGUGGGUGGAGAAACGGUUCAGGGAAAUGGAUCACCCCAAACUCCUGAGGUGAGCGUGAGCUCUGGUAAGGAUGGGGAGACGGCGGAAGGAACGGAUGCGCAGGAGGGAAUCCAUGCACAGGCCGGGGAAGUGACUGCCACGGCACUCAACAGCAGCCUCGUAAAUGUGUCGCAAGGAAAUAACAGCGAUGCCAGCAGUAUGCGUGGGAGCGGACUGCUGCCGCUGCUUCUGCUGUUGGGACUGUGGGGGUUUGCGGCUCUGUGA
Molecule: messenger RNA, 2694 nt
Organism: Trypanosoma cruzi
Lineage: Eukaryota; Euglenozoa; Kinetoplastea; Trypanosomatida; Trypanosomatidae
Product: trans-sialidase, putative
Exons: 1
Coding region: 1-2694 (897 amino acids)
Biological process (GO): ganglioside catabolic process; oligosaccharide catabolic process
Cellular component (GO): membrane; intracellular membrane-bounded organelle; cytoplasm
Molecular function (GO): exo-alpha-sialidase activity
Source: RefSeq, a predicted model, not a curated record